Messenger RNA from Polistes dominula (European paper wasp), 1669 nucleotides. Its product is annotated as organic solute transporter alpha-like protein. Lineage: Eukaryota; Metazoa; Arthropoda; Insecta; Hymenoptera; Vespidae. The record is from RefSeq and is a predicted model, not a curated record.
AUGGAAUUGUCGGAGAAAUUUCAUCGUUUGAACGUUAGUUGUACUCCAGAUUAUAUGCCUACUGCCAUCGAGAAUAUAGAAAGCUUGGGUACAUUUGGAAUUGUUUUGAUAUCCGUUGGUGCGGCAUUUACUAUGAUGACAUUAUAUUUUGCCAUAGACGCUAUUCAUAAUGUUUUUUCACAAAAAGAAACGGGUCUUUACAAAUCUAACGUCGUUAGUAUUUUCUCGGUUUAUCCAAUAGCAAGUGUUUGUAGUUUGAUGAUAAUAGCGAUACCAAGGACGCAACUAUUAUCGGAGGCGCUCAUUCAAAUUGUCCUGACUAUAUCGCUUUAUCGUUUGUUUCUUCUCCUUACCGACGUUGGCCGUCGAAAAAAUGAUAAAACGGCUCCAUUAUUGCUAAGAACUGGCCCUUGUUGCUGUUGGCCAUGUUUGCCCUUUCCUAAACUCGAUAUGAACGAUUCUCGUCUGGCCGUCAUUCGAUUGAUCGUUCUACAACUUCCUAUCGUACAGGGAUUAUUGUUCUUCAUAAUGUUAGUUGUAGCCUUGGAUGAACAAAAAAUAGAACCAAGUUAUCUUAUCUGGUUUCAACCAUUCACAUUAAUUAGUAUAUUAAUUGGUAUAUAUGGUUUAACGAUCACCAACAAAAGUCUCAAUGUCGUUGCUCCAGAAGCCAAACUGAGAUUGAAAACUUUGGUAACCCAACUGGCUUUGGUCUUUUCCAAGCUUCAAGCUAUUAUUAUAAAACUUCUCGUUUAUACUGGCAUUUUUCCUUGCAGUCCACCAUUACCACCAAGAGUUUUUGCCAAUGUAACACAAAGUGGUCUGUUGAUAAUCGAGAUGUUGCUGCUUUGUAUAGCGGCGAGGCACCUUUAUUAUGUUGACCUGGAAAAAGAAGAAGAUUCAUCGUUAAAAGAUCGGUCAAAUGACAAGCCUCACGGUCUGACGAAUAAAAACGACCUACCUGAACAACUUUCCAACAAAAUCGCUGUAGUGACUAUCUCUUGAACAAUCAGAAUUGUCGUUCUGUUAUUUGUUUCAAGAUUUACAAAGAUAGAGAAUAGAGAGAAAGAGAGAGAGAGAGAGAGAGAGAGAGAGAAAGACGGACUAUUUGUUAAUAAUUUUGGGCCUGAACGGAAUUAGUGCAAUAUUUUAAUCAAAGCUUACGAAAGAAAGUCUUCUCUUAAAUAUUUUUAAUGAUAAAUAAAAAAAAAAAGAAGAAAUUGGAAUAUCGAACGAUUCACAAAACGAAGAAACGAAUUUCGAAAUUAGAAUAGAAUUUGACUUUCUCCAGUAUGAAAAAUAAGAAAAUAAAUAGCGAUAUGUGGGAGGUAUUUAAAGUAAGUACUUAAGUCUAUAUAACUUUGGAUUAUCAGUCGAAGAAGUUUCAUGAUUUCGUGUCCUUGAAAGAAAAAAAAGUUUUAACUCAAGAGUCAAGAGAGAGAGAAAGAAGUGGCAUAUAAGAUAAACGUAGAAUUUUUGAUAAGCCAGAAGCCACUUCUUUACUCGUUAUCUCUGAUGUUUUACAUUUGAGUUCAAAAAUUAGAUUUAUUUUAUUACCGAGGAAAGUUUAUAAAACAAAGAGUAAUAAUGUUCAUUCUUGGAUACUUGAAAUCUUUAUAACCUUAGAUAAAAGUGCACGUAUAAUUGUGUGUAUAUAUUAUAUGAUGAU